Molecule: messenger RNA, 1115 nt
Organism: Scaptodrosophila lebanonensis
Lineage: Eukaryota; Metazoa; Arthropoda; Insecta; Diptera; Drosophilidae
Gene: DNApol-gamma35
Product: DNA polymerase subunit gamma-2, mitochondrial
Exons: 2
Coding region: 9-1115 (368 amino acids)
Biological process (GO): mitochondrial DNA replication
Cellular component (GO): cytoplasm; mitochondrion
Source: RefSeq, a predicted model, not a curated record
GCAAAUAAAUGAAGCAACUCGCGCGUUGCUUAAAAUCGCUGGAAACGGCCGCAUUUCUUAAAUGCCACCAGUCAACUGGCAACACUUCUAUCCCUGAUAUUGAGCUGGUGUCCCAUGGCAGAGCAUACGCUGCCCAGUUGCAACAGCAGUGGCUAAAUCUGCGAAACUUGGCGGUCAACUUUGGUAGUGAAACAGCAACAUCCAGUAGCCGCUUGUCGUUUGUGCAGUCAGCACAGUUGCGCACACAUCUUUGCCAGCUGCGACAGCAGCAUCCCCGCAAAGCAAAGUGUCCCACGCUCCUCAAACAUCAGCAAUUUAUUCAGACUGGCAGCAUCUUCAGCAAUUCAGCAUAUACACAUCGCACACCCGUCACCCAUUUAAUAACUGAUUUAUUUGUGGAACCACAUCGCGGGUUGGAGCAUUUCUACAAUAUGCAGCGUGAAAGCAAAAUCUGGUGGAUGCGUUUCUCCUCGAAUCCUAGUCGUUAUGCCAUUGUCCCAUAUGACUUGCAGUCGGAGCAAGAUUAUUCAAAAGAUUGUCAGGCCAUAGAUAUCAAGUCUACUUUUGGAAGUGAUGAGAUCACUGUGGAGCAACUCACUCUUUCCACAUUACCAGACGACAAAGACUUUGAAUUGCCGGAUGCGCGCACCGGCAAAAUGUUGGUGCCGGCAAUUAUCAGAUCUGUCCUCGAAUUGGAACCAGCUACAUGUGCACUGCUUUUAGAUGGCUGUGACCAUGGACGCGACACCAACUCCUUGCUUCUAAAUCGCGUGCUAGCGCCUUAUCAAUGUGCCAUUGCCUGUGUGCAGGGAAACCCCUUGAGUAAAGAUCUCUUGGAAUUAAGCAAACAUUUUGUGUAUGUGUUGCAACGUGCCGGUCUGCGAUUGUGUCAAGCUGGAGAGAAGCAAAGCUUUUUUACCUACGCCCCCAAUGCAUCAGAGCUCGACAAGCACGUGCAGCUGACCGACACCUUGGGAGUGCCCUACACCCUUCUGCUUGACGAGCAGACGUUACAGAAUGGACUGCUGCAGUUAAGAAAUCGCGACACAAAGCUGACGGAAACCAUACACAUUAGUGAUAUACCCGAUUACUUGAAGAAUAUAUUUAGAUAUUAA